AUGUUGUUGGCACUUUUUCUGAGUGUCUUCUUUGUUAUAUCUGCUGUUCAUUGCGCUGAUGAUACUCUUGGUUUUGGAGUAAAGACUUGGGCACAAUGCUACUUCAGAGGUCAGUGGCAUGGGGCGACUUGCCUAGACUUCUGCCUCAAGCGUUAUCCCGAUGCAACAGGCGGUGACGCUAUGCCCGAAGAUGGAUGUUGUUGUAAAGGCCCUUAA
This is a messenger RNA of Microthlaspi erraticum, 216 nucleotides long. NCBI's taxonomy places the organism in Eukaryota, Viridiplantae, Streptophyta, Magnoliopsida, Brassicales, Brassicaceae. The record is from the annotation of a GenBank genome assembly.